Messenger RNA from Vombatus ursinus (common wombat), 951 nucleotides. RefSeq names its product olfactory receptor 52A5-like. The coding region runs from base 1 to 951 and encodes 316 amino acids. The transcript has a single exon. Gene Ontology annotation, cellular component: membrane. Lineage: Eukaryota; Metazoa; Chordata; Mammalia; Diprotodontia; Vombatidae. The record is from RefSeq and is a predicted model, not a curated record. Gene Ontology annotation, molecular function: olfactory receptor activity; G protein-coupled receptor activity. Gene Ontology annotation, biological process: G protein-coupled receptor signaling pathway.
AUGCAAUCUCCUAAUAGGACCUUCUUCAGCCCUUCCAUCUUCACUCUAAUUGGAGUCCCAGGCCUGGAGUCAAUACAACAUUGGAUUGGGAUUCCAUUCUUCAUUUCCUUUAUCCUGGCAGUUAUUGGCAAUAGCUUCCUUAUCAUCAUCAUUCGUUCUGAACGCAGCCUCCAUGAGCCUAUGUAUAUUUUCUUGGCUAUACUGGCAGCUACUGACUUGGGGCUCACCCUAUGCAUCACACCUAAAAUGUUAGCCAUUUUCUGGUUGCGGGUACGAGAGAUCCACUUUAAUUCCUGCUUGGUCCAGAUGUACUUUACUCACACGUUCCAGUGCAUGGAGUCAGGCAUCCUCCUGGCUAUGGCAUUUGACCGUUAUGUAGCCAUCUGCAACCCUCUAAGGCACUCAGCUAUCCUCACCAAGAAAGUACUCAUUAACAUCAUUGUUGCUGUCACCAUCCGAGCUGCCAUUAUCAUCAUCAUGUGCCCACUUCUCAUCAAGUUGAGGCUGAAGGUAUUCAAGACCACAUUCAUCUCCCACUCCUACUGUGAGCACAUGGCUGUGGUCAGGCUGGCAGCUGUAGAUACAAAAGUAAAUAAAGUAUAUGGUCUCUUUGUGGCUUUCUCAGUCCUGGGCUUUGAUGUAAUUUUCAUCUUUAUAUCCUACAGCCUGAUCUUCCGGGCUGUCUUUAAGUUGCCCCAGAAGGAAGCCCGGCUCAAGGCAUUCAAUACCUGCACAGCCCAUAUCUUUGUUUUUCUUCAGUUCUAUAUCCUGACCUUUUUCACAUCAUUUAUACAUAGAUUUGGAUUUAAUGUUGCCCCUUAUGUCCACAUUCUCCUUUCCAAUCUAUACUUGCUUGUUCCACCUUUGCUUAACCCCAUUGUCUAUGGGGUGAAAACCAAACAAAUCCGUGAAGGGAUGAUUAAAAUAUUCCAUUCCAAGGGUUCAGCAUAA